Morchella sextelata is the source of this 390-nucleotide messenger RNA. RefSeq lists its product as uncharacterized. The transcript is spliced from 9 exons. The coding region runs from base 1 to 390 and encodes 129 amino acids. NCBI's taxonomy places the organism in Eukaryota, Fungi, Ascomycota, Pezizomycetes, Pezizales, Morchellaceae. The record is from RefSeq and is a predicted model, not a curated record.
AUGAUAUCCCAUAAUCUCCGCAUGAAGUUCGCCAUUUACAACCUAUUAACUAUUCGGAAGUACCCGAGCGCAAAUACCGGCAUAAACUUGUAUUAUCAUGCUAUAUUCGGCUUAUCAUUCUCCGCAUUCGUUUCAUUUACGAUAACAGCCUGCAGAGGAACCUCAACUGUUAGCAUACACUGGAACUUCAGGACAGGGCAGGUAGGUAACUACAUGGGUACUGUCGAUGGGCAUUUGAUAAAUAAGCCUCCAUAUAGGUACAGCGCCAAGAUAAUCUACAUAGGCAAACCUCCUGCUAUAGGCUCCGAUAUCAAAUCGUUUUAUAGACAGAUUGCGCGUUUUUCUAAACGUCGUCCGUCUGAACUCAGGGAACGGCUGAGUGAACAAUAA